Molecule: messenger RNA, 747 nt
Organism: Heterostelium album PN500
Lineage: Eukaryota; Evosea; Eumycetozoa; Acytosteliales; Acytosteliaceae
Product: RRP41/SKI6 family exosome complex component
Exons: 2
Coding region: 1-747 (248 amino acids)
Biological process (GO): nuclear mRNA surveillance; poly(A)-dependent snoRNA 3'-end processing; U4 snRNA 3'-end processing
Cellular component (GO): nucleolus; nuclear exosome (RNase complex); cytoplasmic exosome (RNase complex)
Source: RefSeq, a predicted model, not a curated record
AUGUCAAAGUUAUCAUAUAUUACACCUGAAGGACUUAGAAUUGAUGGAAGAAGAAACAAUGAGAUUAGAAGAUUAAAUAUGAAGAUGGGUAUAUUCAAUAGAGCGGAUGGAUCAGCAUAUUACGAACAGGGAAAUACAAAGAUAACGGUGGCUGUCUACGGUCCACGCGAAGUGGCGUCGAAUCAACGAAUGUUGCACGAUCGUGCCAUCGUCAAUUGCGAGUACUCACAAGCAGCGUUCAGCUCGGCAACCGAUAGAAAACCAACACGUAAAUCCGAUAAACAGUCGUACGAGAUUGCAUCGCUCAUCAAACAGGCAUUCGAAUCGACCAUUCAGAUCACGCUGUUUCCACGCUCGCAAAUCGAUAUCUACGUGCAGGUGCUGCAGGCUGACGGCGGCCUGAAAGCGGCUGCUCUGAAUGCCGCUACGCUAGCGGUGAUCGACGCCGGUCUACCUAUGCGUGACUUUAUCUGCGCGUGUUCGGCCACCUUCAUCGAGGGUGUCCCACUGUUGGAUAUGAAUCAAAUGGAGGAGCGUUCCGGUGGUGCCGAUCUGCUACUCUCGAUACAACCACAACUGGGUGGUGUCAUCUCAUUGAACAUGGAAUCAAAAGUACCACAAGAUAUGUUUGAAUCGGUUUUGGAGCUAGCCAAUCUAGGUUGUAUGAAGAUAUUCGCAUUGCUACAAACUGAAGUUAAAAGACAUUCCGCAGAUUUAUUAUCAAAUCAAAUAAAUCCUAAAUCAUAA